Molecule: messenger RNA, 447 nt
Organism: Penicillium soppii
Lineage: Eukaryota; Fungi; Ascomycota; Eurotiomycetes; Eurotiales; Aspergillaceae
Exons: 1
Coding region: 1-447 (148 amino acids)
Source: RefSeq, a predicted model, not a curated record
AUGUCUAGUCAAUCUUCUUCACGGGUUCCACAAGCCAAGUUCGCUCGAGAAAAUUUAGUCAUCCGACCGCAAAAAGAGUUCCUAUGGGUGGAUUACAAGGAAAAUCAAUCCAAGGCUCGCGACUUAGUCCGAUCGAAGCAGGCCUUUGUAAGGACUCGUCAUCAUCGACUGCGAAGAGAGAAACAGGUGCAAUCCACCGCCCGUGUUGUUGAUGUCUCACGCCAUCCAAAGAGUGAGAGCGAUGAGGAUGACCUUCCGACUGAGCGGGCCCCGAUACUAGCCUCCUCCCCACAGGCAGGAAUUCUCGACGGGAGCCCGUCUCUAGCCAUUAGCACAAAUCACAACCCCAAUAUUUACUUCCACCAUUGUGAGUACAUAUCGCAUCAGACCUUGGACUUCCCUAUUGUGGCCCAAAGCCUGCGUCACUUUCUAUUGGUGGGCCCGUAG